Messenger RNA from Hibiscus syriacus, 1167 nucleotides. RefSeq names its product U-box domain-containing protein 9-like. NCBI's taxonomy places the organism in Eukaryota, Viridiplantae, Streptophyta, Magnoliopsida, Malvales, Malvaceae. Gene Ontology annotation, cellular component: cytoplasm; nucleus. The record is from RefSeq and is a predicted model, not a curated record. The transcript has 5 exons. The coding region runs from base 1 to 1167 and encodes 388 amino acids.
AUGUCUUCUUCCCGUUCUGAUCGGAAGAAAGCUGCGAAAGAGCUUAUGAGAGUAACAAAGACAAGCCCAUCGCAUAGGGCCGCUUUUGGUCAAAUACCUAAUGCCUUCUCUACAUUGCUUAGACCUCUGUCGGAAAGCAAAGUCGAGUUGCAUCUCGAUCUCCAGGAAGAUUUGAUCACAACAGUUUUGAACCUUUCGACUGAUGACAGCAAUAAGGCAGAGAUGGGUGAAAACCCUGUUGCGAUUCCGCUUCUUAUUGAAUCCAUGAAGUAUGGUACCACUGAAACAAUAAUAAAUGCUACUGCUGCUCUCUCCACAUUAACGCAGCUCGAUUCGAACAAGUUGAUUAUUGGAAAAUCCAGGGCUCAUGUGACUCUACUCGAACUCCUACGCGCAGGACAUCCAUUGGCAAUGAGGGAAGCGGCCUUGACGAUGACCAAUCUAUGUACAGUGCAUGAGAAUAAGACACGGUUUAUCGAAAUAGGUGCGGUGCCGGUGAUCCUGCAGAUGAUCAACGGUUCCAUGCUCGUCGAUGAGCUUCUUGGCAUUCUCGCACAGCUAUCUACUUAUCCCAAUGCUAUUGAAGAGCUCAGAGAAGUAGAUACGGUACCCUGCUUGUUUCGAAUCAUGAGAGAUAGCUACUCUGGAAUUACCAAGGAGAACUGUGCUGUUAUCCUGUUCAGUGUGUGCUCGAAAAAUGAGGCAUUUCUAAGGGAACUCUGGAUCGAAGAAACCAACAAUAGAACUUUAGCUGAACUUGCAGAUACAGGGACUGAAAGGGCUAAAAGAAAGGCCUUUGAUCUCAUUCUUGAAAUGCGCAGGGCUCUCCCAAGUUAUGAGGGAUAUAAUUUGUUAUCAUCCAUGCAGCGGAUGACGAUGAGCAUAGAAAAGCAUAGUACAUCUUCAAGAUUUGAGGAUUUUGAACAAUCAAGAAGGCAUAAGGUAUCAGAUGAGCAAUUGAGGAUGUUGCAGGUACCAUAUUAUAUAUGUAGCCGCUUGCCUGAUUCAGGUCGUGAGCAAUGUAAAAGAAAGAAAGCAUACAAAUGUAAAAGAUGUUAUCACAAGGAUGAGGUGGCAAAUCCUUUGGCGACUAUUGCAAGGGAUGACUUUUGGCUUUCAGUGGCCCUUACAGAGGGAAGAGCAUGGAUGUUUUUUGUUCAUCUAUAA